AGAGAAUCUGGCCCCGGAGUGAUGGGACCGGCGCCUGCUGGAGAGCAGCUGCCAGAAGCGACCUGGAAGUCAAAGGCAAUGGAACCAGCCCUGGAAAGCACAGGCAAGGAGAGGAAGAAGGCAACCUCAAGGAAGCGUGCAGUGCCUGGGUCUCCAGUGGAGGGAUUCCUGCAGCCAGUGAAGCUCAGCCAAGAAGAACUGUACAAGGAGCCUACCAAUGAGGAGCUGAAUCGUCUUCGGGAGACUGAGAUCUUGUUCCACUCCAGCUUGCUUCGUUUACAGGUAGAGGAACUCCUAAAGGAAGUGAAGCUGUCAGAGAAGAAGAAGGACCGGAUUGAUGCCUUCCUGCGGGAGGUGAACCAGCGGGUUAUGAGGGUGCCCUCAAUCUCGGAGAGAGAGCUCACUGACCAGGCGUGGCUCCCAGCUGGGGUUCGAGUACCCCUCCACCAAGUGCCCUAUACCGUGAAGGGCUGUUUCUGCUUCAUGCCCCCAGCUCAGGUCACUGUUGUGGGCAGCUACCUCCUGGGUACCUGCAUCCGACCAGACAUCAAUGUGGAUUUGGCACUGACCAUGCCCAGGGAAAUCCUACAGGACAAAGAUGGGCUGAACCAGCGCUACUUCCGCAAGCGUGCCCUCUACCUGGCCCACUUGGCUCACCACCUGGCCCAAGACCCCCUCUUUGGCAGUGUCCGCUUUUCCUACACCAAUGGCUGCCACCUGAAGCCCUCACUCUUGCUGCGACCACAUGGGAAGGAUGAGCGCCUGGUCACCAUACGUCUGCACCCAUGCCCUCCGCCUGACUUCUUCCGCCCAUGCCGCUUGCUGCCGGCCAAGAACAAUGUACGCUCUGCCUGGUACCAAGGGCAGAGUCUGGCAGAGGAUGGCAGCCCCGAGCCCCCUACACCCCACUACAACACGUGGAUCCUGCAGGAUGUUGCUCUCGAGUCCCACGUGCAGUUCCUGUCAACCACUCUGGGUUCAACCCAGGGGCUGAAGGAUGGUGUGGCUCUUUUAAAGGUCUGGCUGCGGCAGCGAGAGCUGAGCAAGGGUCUAGGUGGGUUUUCUGGGUUCCUUGUUUCCAUGCUGGUUGCCUUCCUUGUGUCCACACGCAAGAUCCACAGCACCAUGAGUGGCUACCAGGUCCUGAGAAACGUCUUGCAGUUUCUGGCCACCACAGAUCUGACAGUCAAUGGGAUCAGUUUAUGUCUCAGCUCAGACCCCUCUUUGCCGGCCCUGGCUGAUUUUCACCAGGCCUUCUCUGUUGUCUUCGUGGACUCCUCAGGCCGUCUCAACCUAUGUGCUGAUGUUACCGCCUCCACUUACCACCAGGUGCAGCAUGAAGCGCGACUGUCUAUGGCGUUGCUAGACAGCAAAGCUGACGAUGCGUUCCAGUUGCUGUUGAUGACUCCCAAACCCAUGAUCCGGGCUUUUGACCACAUCCUGCAUCUUCAUCCACUGAGUCGCCUGCAGGCAGCGUGUCACCGGCUGAAGCUCUGGCCAGAGCUGCAAGACAACGGUGGAGACUAUGUCUCAGCUGCUUUGGGCCCACUAACCACCCUCCUGGAGCAGGGCCUGGGAUCCCGGCUGCAUCUGCUGGUUCACUCUCGGCCCCCCGUCCUAGAGUGGGAUAUCAGCCAAGAUCCACCGAAGCACAAAGACUCUGGGUCCCUGGCCCUGGGCUUGCUCCUCCGGCCUGAGGGACUGACCAGUGUCUUAGAGCUGGGUCCAGAGGCAGACCAGCCUGAGGCUGCUGAAUUCCGCCAGUUCUGGGGGUCCCGCUCAGAGCUUCGGCGCUUCCAGGAUGGAGCCAUCCGGGAAGCUGUGGUGUGGGAGGCAGCGUCUAUGUCCCAGAAGCGCCUUAUUCCCCACCAGGUGGUCACCCACCUCUUGGCACUCCAUGCUGACAUCCCAGAAACCUGUGUCCACUAUGUGGGGGGCCUCCUGGACUCACUGAUCCAAGGCUUUAAACAGACCUCCAGCACAGGUGAGGAGGCCCUGGCAGCAGCGGUGCGCUGCUACGACGACCUCAGCCGCCUUCUGUGGGGGCUGGAGGGUCUUCCGCUGACUGUGUCUGCUGUUCAAGGAGCUCACCCAGUGCUUCGCUACACAGAGGUAUUCCCACCAACUCCAGUCCGACCAGUCUCUUCCUUCUACAAGCACCUGCGAGAGCGGGCAUCACUGUUGCCCCGGCCUGAUAAGCCCUGUCCAGCCUAUGUGGAGCCUAUGACUGUGGUUUGCCACCUGGAGGGCAGUGGUCAGUGGCCACAGGAUGCUGAGGCUGUGCGGCGGGUCCGAGCCGCCUUCCAGCUGCGCCUGGCAGAGCUGCUGACGCAACAGCAUGGGCUGCAGUGCCGUGCCACUGCUACGCACACUGAUGUCCUCAAGGAUGGCUUUGUGUUUCGAAUUCGUGUGGCCUAUCAGCGGGAGCCCCAGAUCCUAAGAGAGAUGCGGAGUCCCGAGGGGAUGAUCUCACUGAGGGACACCCCUGCUUCACUCCGCCUUGAGAGAGACACCAGGCAGUUGCCCCUGCUCACCAGUGCCCUGCAUGGACUCCAGCAGCAGCACCCAGCCUUCUCAGGGGUAGCUCGGCUGGCCAAGCGCUGGGUGCGUGCCCAGCUCCUUGGUGAGGGGUUCACCGACGAGAGCCUGGAUCUGGUGGCUGCUGCCCUUUUCCUGCACCCUGAGCCCUUCACCCCUCCCAGCUCCCCCCAGGUUGGCUUCAUUCGGUUCCUUUUCCUGCUGUCAACCUUUGAUUGGAAGAACAACCCCCUCAUUGUCAACCUCAACAAUGAGCUCACUGCGGAGGAGCAGGCGGAGAUCCGCAGUGGCUUUCUGGCAGCUCGGACACAACUCCCCAUCAUGGUCAUUAUCACCCCCCAGGACCGCAAAAGUUCUCUGUGGACACAGGAUGGACCCUCAGCCCAGAUCCUACAGCAGCUCGUGGUCCUGGCAGCUGAAGCCCUGCCCAUCCUAGAGAAGCAGCUGAUGGAUCCCCGGGACUCUGGGGACAUCAGGACAGUGUUCCGGCCACCCUUGGACUUGUAUGAUGUGCUCAUUCGCCUAUCUCCCCGCCACAUCCCGCGGCAUCGCCAGGCUGUGGACUCACCAGCUGCCUCCUUCUGCCGUGGCCUGCUCCGUGAGCCAGGGCCCUCAUCCCUGAUGCCCGUGCUGGGCUAUGAUCCUCCUCAGCUCUAUCUGGCACAGCUCAGGGAGGCCUUUGGGCAUCUGGCUCUUUUCUUCUACGACCAGCAUGGUGGGGAGGUGAUAGGUGUCCUUUGGAAGCCUACCAGCUUCCAGCCCCAGCCCUUCAAGGCCUCCAGCACAAAGGGACGUAUGGUGGUGUCUCAAGGUGGAGAGUUGGGAACGGUGCCCAAUGUAGAAGCAAUCCUGGAGGACUUUGCUGUGCUGGGCGAAGGCCUAGUGCAGGCUGUGGAGGCCCGAAGUGAGAGGUGGACUGUUUGAUCCCAGCCCUGGAGCAAGCUGUAGAUGGACAGCAGGGUUUUGGACCUCUGGAAUAAGAUGUCAGUGGAAUGACCUUCACCCUCAUUGCACAUGGACCCUCCAUAGAGGCUGGCUGAACACAUUGCAUCGUCUUCGACAAAAGCCCUGCCUCCCUUUUGUCUGAUGCUCCAGCAUUGGUCAGGCCCAUGGGGUCCUGUGCAGUCUUCUGGCCUGGCUAUCUAAGCUCCCACAAGAGCAGUGGGGGCCAACUCAGAGAAGGAACUGAACCUAGGAGAUCCAUCACCUGUCGGCCCUGGACCUAGACGU
This is a messenger RNA of Carlito syrichta (Philippine tarsier), 3768 nucleotides long. RefSeq names its product nucleolar protein 6 (gene NOL6). Gene Ontology annotation, biological process: tRNA export from nucleus; rRNA processing. Gene Ontology annotation, cellular component: CURI complex; UTP-C complex; small-subunit processome. Lineage: Eukaryota; Metazoa; Chordata; Mammalia; Primates; Tarsiidae. The coding region runs from base 22 to 3462 and encodes 1146 amino acids. The record is from RefSeq and is a predicted model, not a curated record. The transcript is spliced from 26 exons.